AUGUCCAGAAAACGAAUUGAAGCACCUCCUUUGACUGAUAGAUCGUAAUUCCGAAGAAUCAGUUAAAAAAGUGUAGAUGAUUUGAAUUAAACUCUUCAUGCUCGGAUCAACAGCAUGGUAGGAUUAGAUGAGCAAUUGUCCACCAAAAUUAAAUAACUUUAAGUUAGCACUUUCACAACUAAAGACUUAACAUCUAUAGGAUCAUCUCUCCAAGACAUGGUUACUACAUUGCAAAAAGUUUCAUUUAAUGAAAUCAUGUACAAUCAGCUUCUGAGAGACAACGAAAAGUUUAAGAACGAGCAAUCAUAUUUAAAGGCUUAACUAUUUAAACUUAAUCACCUUAACUCCAAAUUCCAAUAAGAAAACUAAUAGCUAUUAGACAAGAUCAGAAGCUAAGAAGUUGAUAUCAAUAACCUAAAUAAAAAGUUAACUGCUGAACAAAAGCUUAAUGAGGAAUUAUGUAUCAGCACUUUAUUAAUCCUAGCUAAAAAAUUGAAGCGGUCUGAAUAAAGAGUGUAAAUAAUUUUAGAAUCCAAUAUUACAAUAUAAAAAGAUUAAUUGAAACAUAAUUUGGUUGAAGUUCUGACUGAAAAUGAACAUAUCAAGAAAGAUGCCAUUCAAAAAUAGAAGGAUUACUAAAAACUUUAAAUGGUUAACAAUUCUCUAAACUAAAAAUUAUCGAGAUUGAAUAAUAGGUUUUAAAUUAGAAGCAAAGUUUAAAGUGAAGAGGACUUUAUAGAUCAAGAGAAGAUGGUUAUAACAUUUACAGAAAUACCUAACAACUUCGUUUUUAGACAUUUAAUAUUCAAACUAGAGUUUAUCUAAUCAGUUUUAGAGUUCUCGACUGAAGACUUUUUAGUCCACAUCAAUUCAGUUAAUCCUGAAACUAAGAAGAUGUAAUUGACAUGGCUCUUUAAUUAUAUGAUAAACUACAAAGAUUUCAACUUAGCUCAUAAUGUCUUUAUUAUCAAACUAUCCAAAUUGAUGCAAAUUUAUUCCUAUGAUGAAAUGUACAAUUUCUUUACUACAUUAUCCUCCUUCUUCAAAGUCUCUCACAUCUAUUUAUGGUUACGAGAUUUCUAAACAGGAUUCUUUAUCAAUUAAUUAGAUGGGAAGUAAAAAAAGAUUAUUUGCACAAAAGGAGCCUUUAGAGAUUGCUUAGACACUCGGGAAUCUGUUAACAAGCUCACUGCUCAUAAACACAUCAUGUAUUAAAAUGAUUUGGGAGAAGACAUAUAUCAAGAUAGUACCUACAUCUUCCCUAUUAUAACUGAAGCUGCUCUCCCAGCAGGAUUGAUUGAAUUUCAUCAUCCCAUUUAGAGUAAUAAUUUUAGUGAUAUCUAAUAUUUCGCUUCGAUUUUAGGAUUGUAUACAAAGAUUCAAAUCUAAAAGAUUGAUGAGGAGAUACACAAAAACUCGUUAUUGAAAUAAACUGACAUUUUAUAACUUCAAUUUUUAAAGUUAAUGAAAGCAAUUGAUAAAUUCCAUUUUUGUGAAUUAAUGAAAGAAAUGCAAUGUAAAAUUAUGCAAUUAUCAACAUCUGAAAUUGUAUUUGUUGAAAAUAAUGGUUUAUGGAAGUAUCAUAAUUAAGAAAUAAGGAAAUUGGAUAAUUUAGCUGGAGUAUGUGGUUAAGUGGCUAUUAGCAAACAACCUGCAUAUUUUACUAAUAUUUCAAAAGAACUUAAUUUCAAUCAAAUAGUCGACAUGUAUUCAAUCGCUCCUUUGUUCGUUUAUCCUAUCGUUCACAAUAAUCAAACUUAUGCUCUAAUUUAAGUAUCACUUACUAACAAGCAAAUCGAUAAAUAUAGGUUUAAAGAUCCCUUGAUCAGUUUAUCAUCGCAAUCCAAUUAAGCAAGACUGUUUUGCGAUUAUGUUACUACUGCCUAUAUACAUAAGUUUUUAUGA
Molecule: messenger RNA, 1905 nt
Organism: Paramecium tetraurelia
Lineage: Eukaryota; Ciliophora; Oligohymenophorea; Peniculida; Parameciidae
Exons: 4
Source: RefSeq, a predicted model, not a curated record